GAACCCUCGCCUUUCCCUUCACAUCCCCAUCUAUCGAAACCCUACAAAGGAGACCGGCGAGAAGGGAAGAAGCGAAAUCUGAUUUCGUCGAUUACAUAUUAUCAUUAGGGUUUGGGGUAGGCGAGAGACGAUCUCGAUCGCGAGCGGAUAUGGUCCACGGGCGCAGGAAGGCACGGCGGGAGCGUGCUACGGCCCGGACGCCAUCGGGUUCGCAGGAUAAUUACAAAGUCGGCGAUGAUGAUUUCCGUAAGCACCUUGCUGUUUUGUGCAGCAGGCCUCGUCCUAUAACCGUCGUCGGGCCCAGGAUGGACUGGGAACAGCAACGCAAGGUCUAUGAGCGCCUUGCACUCUACCGCAUCAGAGCACGGAAGAGGAGAGAGGGAGUGUCCAUAGAUAAGCUGGAUGAUAGGACUCUGAAAGAGGAAUACCCCCCGCAAGCUCUCGAGGAAGCGUAUUACUUUAGCGACUAUGACCAAGACGGCACCAUUGAUUGGUACUUCGAUCCUGACCUCUCCGUUCACUCCUACUUGAGUGACUACCACCGCCUUGUCCUUAAAAAUGGAGAUGGCACGAGGUACCUUGAUUGGGAGAAGUACUGCUCAUGGUUUACUACCUACGAAACAGAUGAAGAGUAUCUCAAGUACUUUGAAGAAAUAUCAAAGAGAAUCAAGUGGAUUAAACGUUACAUGGAAUUCGAAGGAGGAUCUCCUGAGUGGAUAAGUAUGGAAGCUAUAGGAUUUCGGCAAGCAGUGGAAAUCGCGGUAGACUUUCCCCACAUGAGCUAUGAUUUAGUUUUUACUGCAUACAUGGAUCAUAUUUCCAACACAAGGUUUGAUUAUUUUGACCGUGAAGAAACUGAUCCUCUCCUUUUUGAGAUUUGGAAGCGUGCCGCCAAGCAAAAGAUUACAUUCAGAAAGGCUCUGGACCAAAUCCAGCAAGUGAACAUGUUCCCUCGACAUGAGAAGUGUAUACAAUUUAUACUGGAUAAUAGUAGUACGUAUACUCGUUUGCAAUACACUUUUGAUACUUGCGUGGAAGGCAUCUCUGAUGAGACCCCAGAGGAUGAAGGACGUAUGUUGAUUACAAAGGCAGUUUGGAGCAAGCUUCACAAAGAGAAGACGUGGGAUGAGUAUAUUAAGGAGAAGAUACAGAUUGCUAAACACAUUGGGUUGGAUCUCCAAGCUACAUGUAUCCCAAUUUAAGACCCAGAAGGAUGGAUUGUUGUUAUCGAGCAAAAUAUUGUUCGUUGCUUACUUAGAUGAGAAUUAAGAUGUAGUAUAUGCUGAUAAUGCCUUGCGGUGAUCCGGUGCCCAGGUGCAGACCGUGGUCUUUGGAUAUUUGAGGUCGUGCCAAAAGAGAAGAGAAAUUGGCUGUCAAAGAAGCUUUAAGAAUGAAUGCUUGUGGAAUGCAAGACACACACACUAGGAUCAACACUCCCCCUAUAUUUUAUAAACAAGGCAAUAUUUGCAAUAAUAUGGGCAUAGUGUAACAGCCGAAGUUUAACAUUCCAUAAUUGUAACCCUUUCCAUGUGACCCCCUUUGCAUGUCAUUCCAAGUUUGAGUUGAAUUAAAUUAAGUU
This is a messenger RNA of Hordeum vulgare subsp. vulgare (domesticated barley), 1579 nucleotides long. RefSeq lists its product as uncharacterized. The coding region runs from base 150 to 1202 and encodes 350 amino acids. The record is from RefSeq and is a predicted model, not a curated record. The transcript has 11 exons. Lineage: Eukaryota; Viridiplantae; Streptophyta; Magnoliopsida; Poales; Poaceae.